Penicillium antarcticum is the source of this 1617-nucleotide messenger RNA. Its product is annotated as putative COP9 subunit 3. The transcript has 5 exons. Gene Ontology annotation, cellular component: COP9 signalosome. The annotation marks the transcript as partial. Gene Ontology annotation, biological process: ubiquitin-dependent protein catabolic process. The record is from RefSeq and is a predicted model, not a curated record. NCBI's taxonomy places the organism in Eukaryota, Fungi, Ascomycota, Eurotiomycetes, Eurotiales, Aspergillaceae.
UUUCCCUCUACGGCUACGAUCGUGUUGCGACCUGGAAACAAGUACUCCGCAUUGUUACUUGCGAACGCACCACGCUACUCUUUCAACUUAUCUCCAGAGCUCUUCUGGCUUUACGUUGUUGACAUGACGCUUGUCUCGGACCUUGCCGCUGCAUCGGCUCAUGUACACGACUCUGCCAAGCUUCCCAGCGGAGAUUAUGACCGUCAACUUCGCGAGUUGGUCGAAUACUUGAAGCGGCUUCUAUCCACUAAGGCCCUUGAUGCCCUUGCCAAUGACGAAUCAAUCUUGGAUCAUUUCAACCCAGCAAGAGAUUCUAUCCCAUAUCUUUUUAUCCUUCGACUGCAGAUUCAAACUGCACAGGAAACUACUGUUGAAACAGUUCCAACCAAAAUCCAACCUAAGGGGGUGCUAUGGACACGAAGUGUAGACUUCUUGAGGAAUUUUGAUAGGAUUCAGGUCAGAUAUGUCGGGCGAGAAUGGCGUGAGCUUCUUGAGAUCGUGGGGCAUGCUUCACAGGCUGUAUCUCAGCCACUCCUAGCUACGAGGCUGAUUAGAGACGCUAUGUUGCGCCUCGAUCCAUCAUGUGCUGUUUUUACGUCAACUCACCUUUUACUAGUCCGACUUUGUCUCCAUGCAAAAGCUUAUUCCUGUGCAUUGCCAGUAUUGGACAACCACAUUUGCCAUCUUCCAGUUAUGCCUAUGCAUCCCUCUUCAGAGCUUCCUGUGCUUUGUGCAGCGCACGAGUCCAGCGUACCUUUUGUAACAGAUACAUCUGGUCUUUCAUCUAAGAUAACCUAUCGGGAUUAUCUUCAAUAUUUUCUCUAUAGCGGUAUGGUGUACAUGGCCCUCAAGGAUUGGCGCAAGGCACUUCACUUCCUUGGUGUUGUCGUCUCUACACCCGUGGCUAGCUCUGUGAGCUUGGUCAUGGUGGAAGCAUACAAAAAAUGGGUUCUAGUUGGUCUACUUGAACAUGGCAGGUUGUACCCACCUCCGACUAUCACAACCCCUCAUGUGAUGAAGAUAUAUCAGUCAAUGGCAAGACCGUAUGUUAUACUUGCACAUGCCUUCGAGCGAGGUGACAUCCGACGACUAAGGGCUGAGGUUGAUUCAGCAAAAGAUAUCUGGGAGAAUGAUAAUAACACAGGCCUGGUUUCUCAGGUGGUGAAUAGCUUUUACCGCCAGGCUAUUAUCAAGCUUGGCAAGACAUUCGCAGCUUUAACAGUCGCCGACCUCGCAAAACAAGUGUUCCCUCUGCCUGUGCAUGAAGAGAUUGCCGAGUCUGUGAUUGUGUCCCUCGUAUUGUCUGGUGCUUUAGAUGCCACCCUACUACAGACUCAAGAUCAGGCGGUUUCAUCAAUGCUGCGAUUUUCGACUACUUCUUCGUUUACUCGGCUGUCACAUGAGAUGCACAUACAAUCCCAACUCCAGAAGGAGCGAUUUAUAAUGGAGGCCUUGGUGGGAAAUCUUAGAGAGAGCAAUCAAACCCUAGGGUUAAGUGAUGAAUGUGUUGACAGUGUUCACAAAGGACAGGCUUGGUCGGGUUCUGAGGUGAAUCCAAUUCUAGGUGAGGAAGUUGGCUUGGAGAUGGAUGAGGAUUUGAUGGGAGAUAUGCCUUAA